UUUGGCUUGCUAUGUUUACAAUUGGAAGUCUAAAUCAUAAUAUUAUGAUCCUGUUACGCAGAUUAAUAUUUUCGAAUGAAUCCCUAUAUAUAAUUGGCUGAAAAUGGGAUCUGUCCCGCCGAAAAAUGGAAUCACUGACACUGGGAUCUCACAGGCUCGUCCAUCUAGAUUUUAAGGGAGCACCUCCGAAAGUGACAUAUUUGGAACAGUUGUUCCCGUUAUUCCGUGAAUGGGGCGCCACAGGUAUUUUAAUAGAAUGGGAAGAUACUUUCCCAUAUGUCCGAGACCUUAUAUCAAUAGGUUCUAAAGGACCCUUGUCACAAUCAGGAGCAUACACCGUUGAAGAAGCAAGGCUUUUACUUCAUCUUGCUGGAGAUGCUGGGCUUGCCGUUGUACCACUGGUUCAGACAUUCGGUCAUCUUGAGUUUGUUCUAAAACACAAAGAAUGGGUAUCUCUGCGAGAAGUGGCUGCUUACCCAAGCUCAAUGUGUCCAUCUCAUCCAGGAGCACUGAAACUUGUUACAUCUUUGAUUAAACAAAUUGUUGAAUUUCACCCUGACAUUCAAUACAUACAUAUUGGUGCCGAUGAGGUUUGGCACCUAGGCAUAUGUCCAACAUGCAUUCGAAGAACAGAAACAAGUAAACAUGGAAAAGCACAGUUAUUCCUGGAACACAUUCUGGGAGUUGCCCAGUUUGUUCGAGAUACCUACCCCACAUUACGUGUCAUAAUGUGGGAUGACAUGCUUCGUAGUAUUGAUUCUUCUGUUAUGAAUGAAUACAAUCUUGGAAAAUUUGUGGAGCCAAUGGUAUGGCAUUACCUUCCAGCUGAAGCUUUUCAGCUUUCAACAGAUAUGUGGGAAAGAUACGCAAGUGUCUUCAACACGUUAUGGGUAGCAACAGCUUUCAAAGGAGCAACAGGUAGCUCACAAAAUCUGCCAGUCAUACAGCACCAUAUCAGCAAUCACGAACAGUGGCUUACUGUGCUCAGCCAGGUUGUCAACAAAUUUCCCAACUUUCGUGGUGUUGCUCUCACGGGCUGGUCUAGGUACGAUCACUAUGCGAUAAUGUGUGAACUGUUGGCAACCUCUCUACCAAGUCUCGCUGUGUGUCUGAGAAUCUGGAUGGCAGGCACUUACAGCAGUGAUAUACAUACAACUGUAGCCAAAGCUCUUGGCUACUAUGACACACCACUUUUCCUCAACCCUUUCCCAAGACCGCAACCAGUACCACAACAAUUGUCAUUUCCUGGAUGGAAGGUUCGUGUUGGCGUUGAGUGGUUCAUGAACCUUCGUGUCAAGUACCGGAACAUUGUUGAUAGUGAACAAGUUGAAACCUGGCUAAACCCAUGGCAGAUCCAGCAUGGACUCACCAAUCCAAUGCAGGUUGAAAGUCUCAUUCCAGCAUUUACAGAUUUGAUGUUUGAACUGACAUCUCUUGAGAGCUACUUACGUGCACACUUAGAAGACAUACUGCAUACAGCAACAGUGGAUGAAUGGAUUGGAACAAAUGUUGAGCCUUUAAAGGUUAGGCUUAGACAACUGAAAAAAGACGCAGAAGCACAAAUGCCAAUGAGAAUACCAAUGCAGAGUUUUCCAGAUGUAAUUUGAAAUUGUGAUGUCAAGACUAUGUGUUUAAAUGGAAAAACCAUUGGGGUGUUUCAUGAAAUGUAGCGUUCUCUGUGGCAUUGACUUGUUAAGUACUUUGUGCUAUAAAAAAAGCCAGACAGAUAAUUUUGCCAUGUUACAGAAUGUUUAUAGCUCCCAUUUGACUCUUUUUGAGUUGAAAGACUGAAUGAUGUGAUAUGUGAAAUAAACAAGUUGUUCACACACUGCCUCAUUUUUCCAUUAAUGAAGCUGUGAAAUAUUUUGUAUAUAUACAUAUACAUGAUUUUAACUCUUGUUAGUAAUUUUAAUGUGCUCUAGUCACCUAUCACUGUAAAUAUUUCUCCAAUAAAAAAUGUAAGAGCUAUUGCAGA
Messenger RNA from Schistocerca serialis cubense, 1975 nucleotides. RefSeq names its product hexosaminidase D-like. NCBI's taxonomy places the organism in Eukaryota, Metazoa, Arthropoda, Insecta, Orthoptera, Acrididae. The transcript is spliced from 11 exons. Gene Ontology annotation, molecular function: hexosaminidase activity. Gene Ontology annotation, biological process: carbohydrate metabolic process. The record is from RefSeq and is a predicted model, not a curated record. Bases 126 to 1607 code for a protein of 493 amino acids.